AUGAGUAGCAGUGGUGUUUAUACGUGUAAUUCAUGUGUGUUGACUUUUGAUGCUAGUGAGCAGCAGCGGGCCCACAUGAAGUCUGACUGGCAUCGCUACAAUUUGAAAAGACGUGUUGCUCAAUUACCACCAAUAUCGUUCGAGACAUUUGAUUCGAAAGUGUCUGCAGCUGCUGCCAACACUAGUAAGGCGGCCGAUAAAGAGAAACCCAUUACCAAGAAGGAGUUGAAAAGAAGGGAAAAGCAGGUAUUGCUUGAAAAGAAAAAGAAGCUGUUGGAGAUCGCCAGGGCUAAUAUGUUGGAAAACAUGCAAAAGAGUCAAGAUGGAGAGACUCUCGACAUAAGCAGGCUCUCUUUGCAAGAAGAUGAAGGUGCCAAGGAAAAGGAGCAACCCGUCACGGAAGAACCUGAAGAGUUGAACGAGGAAGAAAUGGCGGAAAGAGUGAUGCAAGAAAAAUUGCGCAAUAGAGUGGAUAUUCCCCUAGACCAAUGUUUGUUUUGUGAACAUAACAAGCAGUUCAAGGAUCUGGAAGAAAACUUGGAACACAUGUUCCGGACUCAUGGGUUUUAUGUCCCAGAGCAAAAGUAUCUAGUCGAUAAAACCGGGUUGGUUAAGUACUUGUCCGAGAAGAUUGGUCUUGGUAACAUUUGUAUUGUAUGCAAUUUCCAAGGUAGAACGUUGGCCGCUGCGAGACAACACAUGUUGGCGAAGAGACAUUGCAAGAUCCCCUACGAAAGUGAGGAUGAAAGAUUGGAAAUAUCUGAGUUCUACGACUUCACAAGCUCGUACGGAGGCUUCCAUAAUAACACAACGGCGGGCAACGAGGAUGACUGGGAGGAUGUGGAGAGCGACGAGGCCGGAAACGACGACGAAGACCUACCACAAGAGUACUUAUAUAACGACGGUACAGAACUGCAUCUACCGACGGGCAUCAAGAUCGGUCACAGGUCCUUGCAGAGAUACUACAAGCAAGACUUGAAGCCCGAAGUGAUACUAACCGAGGGCCAAGGCACUCUGGUCGCUGCAGAGACCAGGUCGUUCCUGCCCAUGUUCGACAAGAAGGGCGUUCAAGCACAACAGCGUGUCUGGCAGACAGAAAGGUUCGACAAGAAGAGGCUGGACAAGAGAAGUGCCAAGUUCGUAAACAACCAACCUUACUACAGGGACCAACUGCUGCAGUGA
Messenger RNA from Saccharomyces kudriavzevii IFO 1802, 1182 nucleotides. It is a transcript of the gene REI1, whose product is annotated as Rei1p. The record is from RefSeq and is a predicted model, not a curated record. Gene Ontology annotation, molecular function: protein binding. Bases 1 to 1182 code for a protein of 393 amino acids. Gene Ontology annotation, cellular component: preribosome, large subunit precursor. Lineage: Eukaryota; Fungi; Ascomycota; Saccharomycetes; Saccharomycetales; Saccharomycetaceae. The transcript has a single exon. Gene Ontology annotation, biological process: ribosomal large subunit biogenesis.